Lactuca sativa (garden lettuce) is the source of this 750-nucleotide messenger RNA. RefSeq names its product dolichol-phosphate mannose synthase subunit 3. Gene Ontology annotation, biological process: GPI anchor biosynthetic process. The record is from RefSeq and is a predicted model, not a curated record. Gene Ontology annotation, cellular component: dolichol-phosphate-mannose synthase complex; endoplasmic reticulum membrane. Lineage: Eukaryota; Viridiplantae; Streptophyta; Magnoliopsida; Asterales; Asteraceae.
AUUCUUUACAUUAUGGCCUAAUUUUUCUCCGGUCUACGCCUCAUUUCUCUUGUCGGCCUCUCCUCUAUCACAGAGAGCAGACGCGAUCGGCGAUUAGAGCCCUAACCGGACUAUCGCAGCUGCCCAGCUCCACCAUCGUCGGACCAUCGAAUUAUAAGAGGCGUCAGUUCAAGACUCCUAAGAGAGAACUCUGCUAAAUCUAAUGAGAUCAAACAGUAUCUAGAUCUUCCAAGAUGAAGGCUUCAACUUCAAAAGAACAACAAUAGAUUGUCGUCAACAUCGAAUCCGUUUUAGAAAGCCUAAUCUUUAACUCAGUUUAGCCAUAUCAAGGAGGGGUGUUUGUAUGUAGGGUUUCAAAGUAAUCAUCAAAUGAAACAAAUAGUGAAGAUUAUGACAUUGUUAGUGGCCAUAACUGCUAUGUGGAUUAGCCUAUUGCAGACUGCAAUGAUUCCACGAAGUUACACGUGGUUGCUGCCUUUGUAUCUGAUUGUGUCGCUAGGAUGCUAUGGCCUUUUAAUGGUUGGUAUUGGUUUGAUGCAAUUUCCAACUUGUCCUCAUGAGGCCCUCUUGUUACAACAGGAUGUAAUUGAGGCCAAGGAGUUCUUGAAGCAUAAAGGGGUAGAUGUGGGUUUUGAUUGACAACAAAGGGAUAAUAACAUUUUUACACUUUUUCUUUUAUAUUAUUCUGAUUCUUGAUGGAUUGCUUGAAGAUCUUUUUAAAUAGAAGUGUGGUUGAAUUAUUCUUCCCAA